This is a messenger RNA of Cryptococcus wingfieldii CBS 7118, 1755 nucleotides long. RefSeq lists its product as hypothetical. Gene Ontology annotation, cellular component: nucleus. The coding region runs from base 1 to 1755 and encodes 584 amino acids. The record is from RefSeq and is a predicted model, not a curated record. Gene Ontology annotation, molecular function: transcription cis-regulatory region binding; DNA-binding transcription factor activity, RNA polymerase II-specific. NCBI's taxonomy places the organism in Eukaryota, Fungi, Basidiomycota, Tremellomycetes, Tremellales, Cryptococcaceae. The transcript is spliced from 7 exons. Gene Ontology annotation, biological process: regulation of DNA-templated transcription.
AUGCUCAACAUCCUCUCCCGAGUGGCGAAUGAUAUGCCCAGAGAUAGCAUGCCUCUAGGCGGGGGUGAAAGUCCAAGCCUGCCGUUUGAUCGAGAAAGGUUUCUGGACUUGUACCAACAAGCCUCGGGCACGUUGGACCCUGAUCCUUUCAUGGGUAUGGCCGUGCUGGAGCAAGGGCUCGACCAGCUGUUCGGAGGGCAAGAACAGGAUACGGAUAUCAAACAAGGGGAGGAAGGGAUCUAUGCGAGGAUCGACCAGCCCAGAAGAGACCUCGAGCCGCAUUUGGAUCCUGUCACCAACGGCCUUAUUACCGAGAGGGAAGCAAGAGACUUGUUGUCUGUCUACUGGUCGAGAUGCCAUCCCAUCACACGCAUCCUUGAUCCCAAAAUCCACACAAUGGACUACAUGCGCGCUACCUCGUGCGGUCUCUUUACCUCGGUCCUCCAAGUCGCCGCGCAGUGUUUGCCCGUGUCACAACACUCGGCUGGGAUUGUAGCGAGGCUUGAUAACCAUAUUGACACCCUCUACCAAAUCAUCGCCAGAAAAGGCAUGCAGUCGCUGGAGCUCUGUCAAUCGAUGCUGAUACACAACGCCUACAUCCGAGCAAACAAGCAGCACCAGACUUGGCCCAACGUAUCCAUGUCAAUCGGCAUGGCCCUCGAAACUCGUCUCGAAAUCAACACUCUCCCCGCUUACAUGUUUGACGACCCCAUCUAUGCCCACAUAUCUCCCGAGAGGAAGAGGAGGAAUAUACAGAGAUUCUGGCUGGUCUUGACAGACUCUGACAGAAAGAUGAGUUUCAUCAGAGGCCGACGACCAUUGUUGAGAGACAAUGUGAUCCCCUCCAUGCUCAAUCUCGAAAAGUGGUACCAAGAAGCAGAUGCUCUGCCUUGCGACGUCGUCAGCUGCUCCUCCUACGCUUUCCAAAACUCUGUGGCUACCUUACAACGCAAUAUACAACGCACCAUGGUCUCGCAGUCGGCAUUCACGUUCGAGAUGCACAUGAAGCGAGUGGACGAUACGCUGAAUCAAUGGCGCAAGACUUGGUACAACCGUCUCUCAAGAGAUGACCAGAUGCGAGCGGAACAUGACCUUCGUGCUACCCGUUUCGCCCUGCUCAUGACGCCUUACGAACACCGUCUGAACACGGGCGAGAUGAAGGAGAUCGAGCACGACGAGUGCCUCGUCGCGGGCCUCGACCUGUGCAAAGAUGCCAUCCCCUUUCUCGGCGGCGCAGUACAAAACAUCACCCCUGGCAGGCUGUACCUCGUCGGCUACGUCUCCCUCUGUACCCUGCGCAUCAUGGACGCCACCCGCAAGAACGAGGGCGGCCAUACUCCCGAUAUCAGCGUAUUCCACCUCUCCAUCCUCUCUGCCCUUUCCUCCCGCCUGCGGGAUAUCAAGGCGCAUUCCAACAUUGCUGUGAUAGGCUCAGUACUCGGCCGCAGACUGUUGUGCGCGUGCAGAAAGGUGGCAGCGAGCACACUGGGUGUGGCGAUGGACAUGCCAACGCCCAUAUCGGAGGACGCCCUCAAUCUCUUGGGACAGGAUAUCCCUGGACCUGGGUCGACGGAUCUUUCAGGGAUCGUGAGGGGCGAUGUGCCCGAGUCGCUUGGAGGUAUCGGGUCUCUGGGACCAUUGGAUCUGGCGUUUAGUUUCGACUUUACGCAUCUGGGUGAUAUCAACCCCUUCUUGGAGAAUGAUUUCACCGACUUUCCGUCGAUCCCUUUCGCACCAUUGCCUCCGGCGUACUAG